AUGGGCAACGUGGACGAUGCUGUGACGAAGACUGAUAAGCUUCUAAAAAACCUAUACAAAGCGGCUGGAUCGGAGAAGUAUGCACAAAAUGUUGACGCUGCUAUAGACGCUAUUACCGACAAGGUUGACGGAAUAAAUAUAGAUUUAACCAUCUCAAAGCUCAGAGAAUGGUCCGAAGGAAUUGAAGCUAACAUCCACAGGCUUUUAUCCGAAUACUCGAAAACUGGUGAAUUUAUGCAUCGAUAUUUGUACGACUUAAAAACGGAAUUCCUGGAUACCCAACUUGCCAAAAUUCACUAUAAUUUAUACGCACUGAAAAAUGAAGAGUUUUCGCAUACACAGGGCAGGAUCCAAAGUGCCAUCAAGACUGUGAUUGCGAUUGUUGAAAACCUGGAGACUGUGCCGAGUGACGUGAGAGAGAAGAGGAGAAAAGCAGACGAGCUUAUGAAAAAAUUGAAAAUCGAUGUAGAAAGCAUUGUGAUAGGUAUUGAUCUAGCUAUAAUUACAGCCGAUCAAACGCUAACCAAAACUAUCAAUGACUUUGUAGAGGAAUUAGUCAAAUGUGAAAAAAUGUGCAAGCAAGCCGUAGACGAUCUUCGGAAUAAUAUGCUUAAUCAAAUCAAAGCUUCAUUCUUAAUCGUCACGUCUAGCGUGCAGCAGCUCUUUGCAACUGAACGACAGGCGGACUUGAGAGCUUUGGAAAUGUUAGUGGAAAGCCAAAGUAUUAUUAUUGAUGGACUCAUAUCCAAUGCCAUGAGAACAGGCGUCAUAGGCUCUAUGAAAACCUUGAGCGGUGUUCCUGCUGGUCAUAAAGGUGAUGUGACGGAAGAACAUAAUUUGCUUAUGCAGCUCAGAAAGAAAAUGGAGGAAGACGGGGAAAAGGUAGCAGAGUUAGUUCCCUACGUCCGUGCCUAUCUCCGUCCCAUUAUCGUCUACAAUAAAGACGAAAUCGAAAGACUUAUCGCCUCCCACCCUUCUCCCUCCACCGACUACCCCUCUCAACUCAAGGCCAUUUUCGACAAACUCGUCGAACUUCUUAAUCACCUCGAAAAAGACAAGUUAUAUAACUACGACCAUAAUUUCGUUGAUUUACUCGCCUCCCUCAACUCUCUUGUUGACUCCCUCUCUCCCUCCUUCACCUCCCCCUCCCCCCUCCUCGCCCCCCUCAAGGCCGGCCUCUCCAAAUUCGCCGAGCAACUCGGCCGCGCGUACGUGAACAGGUACUCGGGUAAACGAUUCAACGGGGCUUUGUUGAAGGAAGUGGAAGAUUCUGACUCCAAAAAAGCUGUUCCUGCUCUUAAACAAAAAUCUGAGAAAAAGUACGAUUUAACCCCUGAGGGCCGCAACUGCGCCAAGGUCUGCCUGACGAUAGUGGAGAUGGUGAAAGGGGAGUUGGAUGUGUUGAGAGAGAAAUGCAAAUUAGAUUGGCAUUCCAAACAAAUAGAUCGUAUUAGUGUUCUUGGUUCAUUUUUAAGUGAUUGCGGUUACGUUGUUUCCAAUAGGGAUAAGCAGGACGGCGAGUUGAGGCGUAGUGACCAGAUGAUGGGUUCACAUAUUCAUGCAAAAAUUAGGCAGGCACUUACGAACGUCGAAAACAUCAAAACACAUCUUUUGAAGUGCAAAUCAAACGAGGAUGAGAAGACCGGCAGAGAAAAGAAAAGUGAUAAGUUCCACGUCCUUGAUGUACUUGCCUGCCUCCAUUGCCACCUGGAAACGUACUAUACUCUCGGCCACAUGGCAUCUUUAACUGCCAAACGUAAUCCAUGUUCUGUGUACGAGAUGCUAGUUUGGUGCGCUGGUUUGCAUUAUAAUUCGGUUUACGAGAUAUUUGUGCGCGAUGGUUUCACUGGUCUGAUGGAGAAGCCGAAGAAGAAGAUAAUACAGGCGAGCGACGACGGAUUGGAAUUGGAUGCUGAAUAUGACGAUUUGACAGCGUACUACGUGGACGUGUUCCCGAGUAAGAUCCGAUAUGAUCAUAUACAUUCUGCCAUCAACCAUAUUUGUGCAACAUCGCAUGACGUGCUGACUCGCAUCAUCGGUCACGGCGACGAAUACACAACGUACGGCGUAGACUUCUGCAAUAACUCUCUCAAGUUCAGAUAUCCGACGUCGGCUGAGGAAUGCCUUGACAUGUUCCUCGACAUCCUCCGCAGAUUGUUCCCGCCGCUCAAAUACCUGGAGACACAGUGCAGCACCGCCGCGAGAGAGUACGGGUGGGCAGGUUGCCAUUAUGGCAAAGACGUACAGACAACCAACUGGCCCUGUAACGAACACUCAAGCAGCAAAGUAACAUGCCAACCAAAUGGUCAAGCAAAGUGCGAACCAAAUUGCCAACCAAAAUCGCCGUUGAUGUCCUAUCUGAACGACUGCUUACCUGGCCACUUACCUCACGUUUUGAGUGACAUUGGCUGCAAAGCGAAAUGUACUACCUGCCCUAGAUCCACGCCUGGAAUGCCCUGUCUCACUCCCCUAGGAUUCCGAGGUUUCUCCGGGACCAAGCGUGAAGGUAGAGACAUAAGUGACGUGCUAGGCAAAUUCUUUGACAACGGCAACCUUAAGGUCCUAUUCAGCUUGCAAACUAAAACGCCAUCUACGUUACCGGAACACUUCGGAUUCACGUUGUCGCUUGUUGCUGGGUGGGUUGGUAGCGACAACAAGAAGCGUAAGACAGGUGUGGAAAAACCUUUUGAGGAAGCAAUUACAAACGUCUCCAUUGAACUAUACGAAAAACCUACGAAUUUUACAGAAGCAUUGCGUAAUGCGUAUGGUGAUCCACGGCCUGUUCAACUCACUCAGGUUCGUAUGCCUCCACACGCUGCGUUAUCCAGUCUUUCGAUAACAGGAUAUAAUGAUCCUAAAAUGAAAGCAUAUUGCGCUCCAUAUAUGUUAUCGCUUAGUGAAGAUUACUACUCGUGUCUACCAUCUAAGAAUUCAAAAACCUAUCUCUCCUGGGCUGUCUACCUGCCGUGGGAUUUCUGGAAAUACCUCAAGAGCCUAUAUGACGAAUUCUGCAAUAUCUUAUGCGCAGAUUGGGGAUGUCGCACGUGUUUACGCGCUGAUAAAUGCCGACGUGGUCAGCAUGGACUCAGCGAUGAGAAGACUAAGACGCCGUAUUGUCAGUGUGCUUCAAUAGUUCAGUGUAGAGGUGUCUCACCCAUAUUGUAUAGGCACGGUUUUUGCUUCGGUGAAGCAUCUACCUUAAACGCUGAAGGCACGCGUAAAACGUGUUCCCAAUUUUGCAAACAGCUUUACGACGUGCUACACUCGCAAUAUUUCAGAGACCUCUUCGACAAAUGCGACGACAUUCUACUAUGUAUAAGAUGGCCUUUCAUGCUUAAUGUUUUGACCCUCUGGCUCCUCUCUUUGUUGUACCUCCUCCACAUCAUGGUCAUCCGCCUAGACCUGCUCCACAUCAAAUCGCAUUUGCAUAGUCCCUCGAGUCAUAGGAUUGCUGCUCAAUCACUACUGGCUGCCGCACGUGUUAACAAGCUUAACAGGGUGUUUUACCUGCAACCUUAA
Molecule: messenger RNA, 3519 nt
Organism: Babesia bigemina
Lineage: Eukaryota; Apicomplexa; Aconoidasida; Piroplasmida; Babesiidae
Exons: 1
Coding region: 1-3519 (1172 amino acids)
Source: RefSeq, a predicted model, not a curated record